Ictalurus furcatus (blue catfish) is the source of this 4896-nucleotide messenger RNA. RefSeq names its product TRIO and F-actin binding protein b (gene triobpb). Gene Ontology annotation, biological process: positive regulation of substrate adhesion-dependent cell spreading; actin filament organization. The coding region runs from base 653 to 2773 and encodes 706 amino acids. The record is from RefSeq and is a predicted model, not a curated record. Gene Ontology annotation, cellular component: actin cytoskeleton. Gene Ontology annotation, molecular function: actin filament binding. Lineage: Eukaryota; Metazoa; Chordata; Actinopteri; Siluriformes; Ictaluridae. The transcript is spliced from 15 exons.
AAGAAGAAGCUUUGAGGCCAGCAGCCUACCAUUGCAUAAAUCCGAGACUAAAAGAAGCUUUGAGGCCAGCAGCCUACCAUUGCAUAAAUCCGAGACCAAAAGACACUCCCCCCCAUUAAGGCGGAGCUAUGAUGCACCUACUAAACAAUCAUCAUUGCACAAAUCUGGAUCAGACCGAUCUUCCUACAGCCAAAGUCCCUCCCCUUCAAAGCGGGUUUAUGACUCUCCUGGCCAAUCACAUUUUCGCAAAUUAGAGAGCAGCAAUUACUCUGCAACAAACCGAUCUGCCUGUAACCGAAGUCCCUCCCCUUCAAAGCGGGAUUAUGACCCUCUUGGCCAAUCACGUUUUCACAAAUCAGAGAGCUGCAAUUACUCUGGACCAAACCGAACUUCUGAUAACCGAAGUCUCUCCCCUUCAAAGCGGGGUUACGACCCUCCUGACCAAUCACGUUUUCACAAAUCAGAGAGUGGCAAUUACUCUGGAACAACCCGAACUUCUGAUAACCAAAGUUCUUCCCCUUCAAGACGGGGUUAUGACCCUCCUGGUCAAUCACUUUUCAGAUUAGAGCACAGCAAUUGUUCUAAAAGUGGGCGGGGCCAGAAUAUAUUAAACAAAACUCUCAGUGAAACAAGGAUUGAGUCUGCAUCCUACAUGGGGAAAUCAACUAAUAGCAGCACAGCAGGAUCAUGGCGAGGCUCCACCCACUCUCUCGAGAGCCCACCAAUAUCCCGUAACUCCUCUCCUUCUAGGAAGUACAGUGAAAGCAAGCUGGUUGGUGUCCGGAAAUCUGCCCAUGUUUCCUGGAGUACUGGUGACAGGAGGCAGGGUCAGGAUAAUCAUAGGCCCUCCUGCCGGAACAGAAGCCCCUCCCCCUUAAUGAGAAACCACACUUCUUCUCAGAGCUCAAUAGAUUCACUUAUGUCAAGCGGCUCAUCUGGUCUGAACAGAGAAGAAUAUGCCAUUAUGGCCGACCUUCCGAAGGUCAAGAGGGUCCUCCAGAGGGCAAGGCCAAAACAGAUGGAGGGAAUGGAGAGAGGAAACAGAGACGAAACAUCAUUAUACAAACCUGCCAGCCACUCCCACGCUAAACCUGCCCAUAUCACCUGGGACGACUUGAUGGAUCAGCGAGGAAAUCCCUCCCCUACACACACGUCUUCACACACACAGGGAAAUAAGAUGGAGCAGGAGAAGAAUGAGAGACUUCAACAGCCUGAUCUGUUGAACUUUAAGAAGGGAUGGAUGUCCAAACUGGAUGGAAGUGGAGAGUGGAAAAAGCACUGGUUCGUGCUGACAGAUGCUGGACUGAAAUACUACAGAGACUCUGGAGCCGAGGAGAAAGAUGAGUUGGAUGGAGAGAUUGAUCUCUGUUCGUGUUUGAAAGUCUCUGAGUUUGAUGUGGAGAAAAACUAUGGCUUUCAGAUACAGACGGCAAGUGGAGUGUUCACACUCUCGGCUAUGACUGCGGGAAUCAGGAGGAACUGGAUUGAGAUUUUGAGGAAAAACAUCCGGCCAAGCAGUACACCGGACCUUACACAACUUCCAGACAGCACUAGUAAUAGAGAGGAAUCUCGACACCACUCGUCUCGCCGCCAGUCAGACUCCUCCUCCACUCCUGCCCCCACCCAGCGCAAAUUCGAUUACGUCGAGCUCUCUCCUGUAGCCACGCCCACUCUUUCUGCCCCAGCCAAUCAGAGAGAGGCAGGGGAAGGGCAGGUGCGUGAGCACGGUCAGGGCCAGGAGGACAAGAGCCGAAACACGCAGCGGGAGACGGUGAUAUCACGCAAGUGGCCGGGGAGAACUCCAGAACAGAAACGUCUGGAGGAGGAGAUCGAGAGGAAGUGGGAGGAGUUUGAGCGUCUGCCUCUCAAACCCACGGUGUCUCUGUCUGCGUUGGGAUCGCUGCAGAGGGAGGUGGCAUCUCUGACGCAGCUGACGGAGUGUGUGCGGGGUGAAGGGUGUGUGUGUGCGUGUGAGGGUGGGGUGUGUGUGUGUCAGAGUUGCAGUGUGAGUUUGGAGCAGAUGGAGCGUGCACACAGACACGCGCUGGAGGAACUGCAGAGGAAACACCAACGUCAGACCGCAGAAAUAGAGAGAGAGAAAGAGAGACUGCUGAACGAGGAGACUCAAGCCACGGCUCGUGCGAUGGAGGCUCUGAGAAAAGCUCAUAAAGAAGAACUGGAGAGAGAAGUGCAGAAAGCAAAACACCUUACAACACAAACAGCAGGCACACACACUGUCCCAGACCAGCAGCAGCAGGAGCUCAUGUCUCUGAGGAGGGAGCUGGAUGGUUUAUCAGAUCGUUACUCUCAGAAAUGCCUGGAACUGAACAGAGAACAACAGACCAAUGGAGAGAAAGAACGACAGAUCAGCAUGAAGGAGAGAGAGAUGGAGCAACUGCGCAGACAAAACCAGGAUCUUCAGUCUCGUUUAACAGAGGAGUUCCGGCGUAUGCGCUCAUUUGUCACAGGUCAGAGGUCAGAGGAGGGCAUCGUCGACGGCAACAAGGGGAGAUCAGUGUGUGAACUGGAGGUGCUGCUGAGAGUGAAGCACAAUGAGCUGGAGUACUUGCACAAAGAGAUCAUGUGCUUAAGGAACGAAGUGCAGUUUCUCACCACGGAGAAGCAGAGUGUGUGUGUGCAGUAUCAGAACGUGUGUGAGGAGCUGAAGGUGUUGAAGGAGAGAAGUGAAGGAGAGGUUCAGACACUUCAAGAACAUCUGAGACUCACCAUCGCCGCCCUGCAGGAGGAGCGGGGACUGCACAACAGCAUCUAACACACACAUACACACACACACGCACACACACACACCCACAGCAUCAGCCAAUCAGGAGCAGAGAUCUGGGUCAGCUGACUGGUUAUGAUACACUGGAUGACUUAAAUCUGCAUCUGCACUUUUUUAAAUGUGUGUGUGUGUGAGUCUCACAAUCAUGAAUCUAAAAACGAAUGAUAUAUUUUCUCUCUGGGACCACACACACACAUACACACACACACACACACACAGAGAUGUGGGAGUUCAGGACUUGUCACAAACCACACACCCUGCUCUCCACAGGGACACUCACUGGGUGGACAUGAGCAAGUAAAGUAUAGGGUGGAGCGAUCAACUCUCUCUCACACACACACACACACACACACACACACACACACACACAGAGGAGAUGGAAUGUUCAAAGACAGUGAAGUUCUAGAAUAUUUCUGAUCCCAGGAACCCAGAAGAGUUAUGGAGUGUUCAGUCAGAGUUCUAGAGUGGUCAAGAUGGAAGGGUUCUAGACCUGCAGUCCAGAUAUAUCUGAAAGGCUUGGGGACGGCUUGAAGUAGGCAGAGGUCUUGAAUGCUAAACCUGGAAGGGUUCUAGAAUGCACAUCCAGCAAGGGUUGUGGCUCCCUCAGAAAGAGUUCUAAAAUUUUAAACCUGGAAAGGUUCUAGUGUGAUCAAGAUGGAAGAUUUCUAGACCUUCAUUCUGAAAGGGUUCUAGAAUACACAACCAGAAAAGGGUGGUGGACCGCCCAACUAGGCAGAGGUCUUGGAUGUUAACCUGGAACGGUUCUAGAGUUCUUGACUGGAAAAGGUUCUGGAAUACGCAACCAGGAAGGGUGUAGACUGUUCAAAUGUUUAAGGGUUCUAGAAUGUUAAAAAAUGUUGUCGACUUCUCAACCUUUUCAAGUUAAGAGUUCUAUGUAAGUGUUAAACCAGGAAGUAUUGAGGAUGAAGAGUUCCAGAAUAUUCCACCAAUACGACUUGUAGACUUGAUUAACCAGGCAAUGUGUUUUAACGUUCUUAGGCUGGAUGGGUUCUAGAAUAACACAGUCAGGAAGGACUGUGGGCUGCACAGCUAAAUAGACUUCUGCAAUCUUAAACAAUGCUGGAAGGGUUCCAGGGGGCUCUGGAUGGAGAGGUUCUAAACUACACAUCCAGGGAGGGCUGAAGCCUGCCCAUCUAAGUAGAGUUCUACAAUGUUAAACCCGAAUGGGUUCUAGACUGUUCAAGCUGGAAGGGUUCUGGAAUAUUUCACCUGCAAAGGCUGUUGCCUGCUCAGCCGAGUUCUACAGGGUGUCUGAAAAGUCAGGACUCAUUGGGAGUAUGUUGAGUAAAAUCCACAGAAAUGUGAGACAGCGGUUGGGGAAAGACUUGGAGGUAUAAGGGUGAACAUCUAGAGCAUAUGCUGUAAAUAAUAAACACAAAAUUAAAACUAUAUGAAGUUUUAGUUCGUAGAGAACUCAAUCAGGAAGGCACUGGUCCUGUAACCUAGACUUGUACACUGCUUGAACUGGAAGGGUUCUAGAAUAAUCCACCAGGCAUGUAAACCGCUCUAGCAUUCAGCCAUCUAGAAUAUUUAGUGUCGCAUUAAUACUCAAUCUGAACACAGUGAAAUGUUACAGUUUUAGGUAUAGGUGUUUUAUUGCUCUUGUUUACAGUUAUAACAGCUUCAUCAGCUACUGCGUAAAGGAAACCGUCGUCUUAUCAUAGCAGUGCAUGCUGGGUAAGGCUGAUGAUGUAAUAAAACACACUCGUCCCAGAGAAGGUGUUAGUGUUAGGAUCAGUGUUGGGAUAAAGGCCCGGGGGAGUGAGCAGUGCACAUAGGGUGCAUUAGAGAAGUGUAGUAUAAUAUGGAGAGAGGUGUGUAAUGUUAGCUGAUGUGGGAUCAGUGUGUUCUGUACACACACACACACACACACUGAGUUACGAUGGAGGAGCUGAUGUGCAGACCUGCAGUGCCACAGAGAAAACACACCAAAACAUUGCUUCAAUGAGCCAAAGUUACUUUAUGUUCUUUUUGUAAGAUAAAACGACACUUUGUCUUUAUGAAAAUGUUUUUUAUUUAAAGCAGCAUCUGUAAAAUAAUGUUUAAAUGUCCCAUAGUCAAUAUCAAUAAAGUGAGCAUUGUGUUUUACUUCA